GUAAAACGAUCAAGGAGUAAGGGUGGUUUGGCUGGCCCUGAUGGUACCAAGUCUGUUUUUGGUCAAAUGUGUGCUAAAAUGAGUUCAUUUAGUCCAGACAGCCUCCUCCUACCUCAUCGGGUGUGGAAAGUCAAAUUUGUUGGUGAGUCUGUGGAUGAUUGUGGAGGUGGUUAUAGUGAGUCAAUAGCAGAAAUGUGUGAAGAACUUCAGAAUGGACUUACUCCUCUCCUAAUUGUAACUCCAAAUGGCAGAGAUGAAUCGGGAGCCAAUAGAGAUUGCUUCUUAUUGAACCCAGCAGCCAAAUCUUCCUUGCAUACAAAUAUGUUUCGUUUCCUGGGUGUGUUACUAGGCAUUGCCAUUCGAACUGGGAGUCCAUUAAGCCUCAACCUUGCCGAACCUGUCUGGAAGCAACUUGCAGGAAUGAACCUUACAAUUGCUGAUCUCAGUGAGGUUGAUAAAGACUUUAUUCCUGGAUUAAUGUACAUCCGGGACAAUGAAGCUACUUCUGAGGAGUUUGAAGCAAUGAGCCUUCCCUUCACAGUGCCAAGUGCAAGUGGUCAGGAUAUUCAGUUGAGCUCUAAAUAUACUCAUAUUACACUGGAUAACCGUGCUGAAUAUGUUAGAUUGGCAAUAAAUUACAGGCUCCAUGAAUUUGAUGAACAAGUUGCUGCAGUUCGGGAAGGGAUGGCUCGAGUUGUCCCUGUUCCUCUUCUUUCACUCUUUACUGGAUAUGAAUUGGAAACUAUGGUAUGUGGAAGUCCUGAUAUUCCACUUCAUCUUCUGAAAUCUGUCGCAACAUAUAAAGGAAUUGAACCUACUGCUUCUUUGAUCCAGUGGUUCUGGGAAGUCAUGGAGUCCUUCUCUAAUACAGAGCGCUCUCUCUUUCUCCGUUUUGUGUGGGGCAGAACACGACUUCCUAGAACAAUUGCUGAUUUCAGAGGCAGAGACUUUGUUAUUCAGGUUUUGGAUAAGUACAACCCACCUGACCACUUCCUUCCAGAAUCAUAUACAUGCUUCUUUUUGUUGAAGUUACCCAGGUAUUCCUGUAAACAAGUACUAGAGGAAAAACUGAAAUAUGCUAUUCAUUUUUGCAAGUCUAUAGACACUGAUGAUUAUGCACGGAUAGCUCUCACAGGAGAACCAGCUGCUGAUGACAGCAGUGAUGAUUCAGAUAAUGAAGAUGCAGAUUCAUUUGCGUCGGACUCUACCCAAGAUUAUUUAACAGGACACUGAAAUGAAAAAUAUAUUGUCAUAAGACAUCAGGUCAUGUCAAACACUGAAGAAGAAAGCCAUUAUUGGCAUUCUGCUGCAGGACUGUUUGGAGUGCUUGAGUACCAGUCGUGUAUAACAAAGGAAUAGUAGUCUUCUAAACAUGGGACAGGGAGAGUGGGUUGUUUGUUCACAAUAGGAAUAAUGGUUUAUAACCGAUAAAUCAGCUUUGAGCAAAUGGCACUGUAUAUGGACACUUAACAUUCAGUUGGAAAGGUGAGAUUCACCUCUCCCCCCUCAUUAUGCUGCAUUAUAUUUAGAACUUUUGUGUUUACUAAAGUGUUGUAAAUGUUUAUAUAAAUAUGGUAGUGCAGCAUCCCCCAAAUAAGGAAGUGAAACAUUUUUGAUUGUGGGUGCAAUAGAUUUUUUUUCUUAUUAAGUGUUGUACUGUGCAUCUUCUUGAUUGUAUAUUGGAAAUAUUGUGCAACUAUUGAAUAGUAUUAUAAAUAUUUUGAUUAACUUUACUAGAAGUUUGUUUAUUAAAACUUUUUGAACAUUAAAUUAUCAGUAUUCCUUGAAAUACAUCCAGAGGUUAUUAAAUAAUAAAAAAGACCAUUUGGUUCUCACUCCUCUCCCCAUGUGUAUAUUUUAGCUUAUGUAUUAUGUAUCUUAAAUUGAUACCUUUCUGUGAACAGCAUCCUAACUUUUAUCAUGGAAAGUGUACUGUAUAUAAUUAAUUUGUGCCAUGUAUAUGCAAAAAUUAUUAUUCCCUUCAAAUAAACCAUCUG
Molecule: messenger RNA, 1997 nt
Organism: Gracilinanus agilis (Agile Gracile Mouse Opossum)
Lineage: Eukaryota; Metazoa; Chordata; Mammalia; Didelphimorphia; Didelphidae
Product: E3 ubiquitin-protein ligase HERC2-like
Exons: 7
Molecular function (GO): ubiquitin-protein transferase activity
Source: RefSeq, a predicted model, not a curated record